This is a messenger RNA of Phyllopteryx taeniolatus (common seadragon), 1805 nucleotides long. It is a transcript of the gene slc25a18, whose product is annotated as solute carrier family 25 member 18. NCBI's taxonomy places the organism in Eukaryota, Metazoa, Chordata, Actinopteri, Syngnathiformes, Syngnathidae. Bases 714 to 1544 code for a protein of 276 amino acids. The record is from RefSeq and is a predicted model, not a curated record. Gene Ontology annotation, biological process: L-glutamate transmembrane transport; malate-aspartate shuttle; aspartate transmembrane transport. The transcript has 10 exons. Gene Ontology annotation, molecular function: L-aspartate transmembrane transporter activity; L-glutamate transmembrane transporter activity.
GAACCGACCGUCGAUACGUGAUAUUCUGUCGCGUGCGUGUGUGCUCCGCAGGUACGCGAGUGUCUCUCAGCAGACUGCCGGGGCUGUGCCGCGCCGCACAGACAGUCGCCACGAGAGGGAGGGAUUUAGCAAAGGAGACAAUGCUCGCAUUUGUGCGACGGCCGGCUCGCUCUCGCUCUCGCUCUCGCUCGGUCGCCGCCGAUGCAUGCGCGCUUGAAGGGAGACGAAAGCGGACAGCUCGAUCCAGGUCGCGGGAUACGCCGACAGCGAGUUUGCGCAGCGCUGCGAGGGAGAGCAAAAAGCAGAGGGGCCGGCCUUGAAGCCACCGGGCCGACGUCGCUGCUUUUGGCCGUAACGGGGAAAAAAGGCGUCCGCCCCUGCCGUACCGGCGAAGAGAGACGUCCGCUCGUGACGCAAUCAAAGACCCGGUGAGCUGCGUUGGUGUGACUGAGCGGGCGAGGUGACGGGUGAGCUGACCGUUUGGGAAGGGAAGACCAAGAAGAGGAGGAGGAAGUAGGCGGAGCAGCCCAAACGCCCAAACAGGAUGACGGAGAAGAAAAUAAGCGUAUAUGUUGAGUUGAUCCCGUUGCAGUCUGCCCGCUAAGCUGAUUAACGGGGGCGUGGCAGGCCUGGUCGGCGUGACGUGCGUAUUUCCCAUCGAUCUGGCCAAAACCCGCCUACAGAACCAGCAGGGCGCCCGAAUCUACAAAGGAAUGUGGGACUGCCUGGCUAAGACGGUACGCUCAGAGGGCUAUUUUGGAUGUUACAGAGGUGCGGCGGUCAACCUCACUCUUGUCACACCAGAAAAAGCAAUCAAGCUGGCGGCGAACGACGCCUUCAGACAGAAGCUCUCCAGAGAUGGCCAUUUGCCCCUCUGGGCGGAAGUCGUGGCGGGCUGUGGAGCUGGGACGUGUCAGGUGGUGGUCACCACUCCCAUGGAAAUGCUCAAAAUCCAGCUACAAGACGCAGGGAGGCUCGCUGCCCAGAGGAACGUCUCCACACCGGCUCAGACUGCCGCUCCGUCCUUAGCGGAACCGCGGGCGCUCCGCUCCGGCGCUUCCCCGCGGACAUCUGCCACGAGCAUCACGGCGGAGCUGCUGAGAACCCGAGGCCUCGCUGGUCUGUACAGGGGAGCGGGAGCCACCUUGAUGAGGGAUGUCCCUUUCUCAAUGAUCUACUUUCCCUUGUUUGCCAACCUGAACGCACUGGGGAGGGACGAACCCGGACGUCCGGGCGACGUGCGGGCGCGUGCCCCUUUCUGGCAGUCCUUUGCGGCGGGAUGCUCCGCAGGCUCAGUGGCGGCCGUGGCCGUCACGCCGCUGGAUGUGAUAAAAACCCGACUCCAAACGUUGCACAAAGGUGACGGGGAGGACACCUACAGAGGAAUUAUUGACUGCACACGGCGCGUUCUGAGAAGAGAGGGACCGUCGGCAUUCCUGAAGGGAGCAGCGUGCCGCGCACUGGUGAUUGCGCCCCUCUUCGGCAUUGCGCAAGGCGUCUACUUUCUCGGGGUUGGGGAGGCGCUGCUGGGAUUGACGGGAUAAACUUCGCGUUGUAUCUGCACAAUCUGCAGUUGGUACAAGAAGGCCGCGAUCGACAUGCCGACCCGUCCGCCUCGCCUGCGUUUGCAACACGCAGGUCCUGCGUGCUGAAUGUUCUGUGUCCCGAGGGGUUCGGAGCUUACUUCUGGAUCCGGGUCAUCUUGUCUGGCUCUGUAGAAAAGUGUCGCUAAGCAUUUGUAUGCUUCUAAAUCAUUUCCUGUAUUCUGCUCAGUUAUACACAUUAAAACGUUGGCUCUUCUUUGA